CGUGAAAGCUAACGUCUGAGAAUUUUCUCAUUUAGUCCAAGUUUUCAUUCACGUGCACAAUGAUUAUACAGGAAGCGCUAUUAUAAUUUUAUGUUGUGACUAACUUUACGAGUGUCGUUUUCGUUAUUGGACUCUGACGACGAACAGAAGAUGGCGAUGCUACGCAAAGCCUUCCAGAUGUUUGACACCACCAAAUCAGGCUUCAUCGACGUCCUGAAGAUCUCCACCAUCUUGAACACCAUGGGCCAGCUCUUUGAUGACUCUGAACUCCAGGCUCUCAUCGAGGAGAACGACCCAGAAGGAAGUGGCAAGAUCAAUUUUGAUGGAUUCUGCAACAUUGCAUCCCACUUCUUAGAAGAGGAGGAUGCUGAAGCUAUGCAGCAGGAACUGAAAGAAGCUUUCAGGUUAUAUGACCGUGAAGGUAACGGCUACAUCACCACCUCCACGCUGAAGGAGAUCCUGGCCGCGCUGGACGACAAGCUCAGCAACUCAGACCUGGACGGCAUCAUCGCUGAGAUUGACACUGACGGCUCCGGAACCGUUGACUUCGAUGAAUUCAUGGAGAUGAUGACUGGGGACUAAAUUAACAACAAUCGACGUUAUAGUAUUAUUAUCAUUAGAAAUUAUUAUACAUUGUAAAAGGAGGCUUUGUCUAGUACAAAAUGAUAAAUGCGGUAUUCGCAUGGUUGUUGACCAUCACGUCACAUUUGUUUAAUCUAUCUUAUAGAUAGGCUUGUUAUAGAGAUAUUAUAAUGUAAUUUAGUCCGCGGCUUGUUGGCCAGGAUUCUCCGAAGUCGUUCCAAAGAAUUGUUUCCGGAAUAAUUCACACGAAACGGGUUCACUGUAAACAAUUUUAUACUAAUAUUUAUAACGCAAAUUGUUUUUUGAAACAUUACUUAAUAUCAAAUUAGUAUCUACAAUAUUAAACAUUAUCAAAGUA
Molecule: messenger RNA, 940 nt
Organism: Plodia interpunctella (Indianmeal moth)
Lineage: Eukaryota; Metazoa; Arthropoda; Insecta; Lepidoptera; Pyralidae
Gene: TpnC25D
Product: Troponin C at 25D
Exons: 5
Coding region: 151-582 (143 amino acids)
Cellular component (GO): myosin II complex
Molecular function (GO): calcium ion binding
Source: RefSeq, a predicted model, not a curated record